Messenger RNA from Prunus armeniaca (apricot), 183 nucleotides. The record is from the annotation of a GenBank genome assembly. Lineage: Eukaryota; Viridiplantae; Streptophyta; Magnoliopsida; Rosales; Rosaceae.
AUGGGUAUAUUAAUUGGCGCUUUCCUUAUCCUUCCCAUCCCACAGUUGGCAAUAGUAGUAUUCUUUUUCAAGUCAGGAGGCUCCGGACAUUUCGGCCAAAGAGUGACCACCGUGAACGUGUUCCUUGUUAUGCAUUAUCUGACAAGGGUUUUCCUAAUCUACAGAUUCGGUAAUUAUCUUUAG